Cuscuta europaea is the source of this 1129-nucleotide messenger RNA. The record is from the annotation of a GenBank genome assembly. NCBI's taxonomy places the organism in Eukaryota, Viridiplantae, Streptophyta, Magnoliopsida, Solanales, Convolvulaceae.
GUCAAAUUGCUUUUACGUCUAUAAGAAUUAAGAAAUGCCCCGCCAUUGUAAGCACCUACACACCCAAUAUGGAUCGCAUAGUAAUGUUUUCGCUGUCCUCUGUACUACUCAUAACGCUAUUGGGUGACGCCGCCAUCCACGGCUGCGACGCAGUCGAAUACACCGUCACCAACACGGCGGUGAACACCCCCGGCGGCGCCCUUUUCGACAGAGACAUCGGAGAAGAAUACACCAAACAGACUCUCGACUCAGCCACCAACUUCAUAUGGCGGGUCUUCCAGCAGAACUCCCCCGUUGACCGGAAAGGCGUCCAGAAGGUCAGCCUGUUCGUGGACGACGCGCUGGACAACGGGGUGGUGGCGUACGCGAGCAACAACGAGAUCCACGUCAGCGGCAGCUACAUCGGCGGGUACUCCGGCGACGUGAAGGGGGAGUUCACGGGGGUGCUGUACCACGAGAUGACUCACAUCUGGCAGUGGAACGGAAACGGCGCCGCUCCGGGGGGUUUGAUAGAAGGGGUGGCCGAUUUCGUGCGGCUGAGAGGCGGGUAUGUGCCGAGCCACUGGAAGAAGGCGGGGGAAGGUGCCCGGUGGGACGCCGGAUACGACGUGACGGCGCGGUUCCUGGAUUACUGCAGUGAUUUGAAGAGUGGGUUCGUGGCUGAACUCAAUGGGAAGAUGAAGGAUGGUUACAGUGACAGUUACUUCGUGGAUAUUGUGGGAAUAUCCGUUGACCAACUCUGGACGGAUUACAAGGCUAAAUAUAACACUGCUUGACUUGCACGGCUUAAAUUUAAGGAAAUUGGAUUUAGGAGUAAUUAUCAUUUUACUUCAAUAAGGGUAGAAGAAACGGUCCAAUCCAAUUGAUCGCUGGCUCAUCUCUCAUACAUUGUAAUAUUGUCAUAUUUAAACUUCUAUGAUUUGAGAGUAAGAUACUAAAGUUUGGUGCUUUGGUGCUCUUGUUUAGUGAAAAGUAUACUAUCGUAUUACUUUGAAUGUGAUUUUACUCCCAUUUCAAGUGUUUUCCUUUUCAAAUUACUCCCUCCGUUCCAUUGAACUUUGCCAAUUUUUCUUUUUUGGUUGUUCCAAAAAACUUUACCAUUUUUUUAAUAAAGAAACUAAUUUGUGUU